Messenger RNA from Hermetia illucens (black soldier fly), 862 nucleotides. RefSeq lists its product as uncharacterized. The transcript has 4 exons. The record is from RefSeq and is a predicted model, not a curated record. Lineage: Eukaryota; Metazoa; Arthropoda; Insecta; Diptera; Stratiomyidae. The coding region runs from base 153 to 437 and encodes 94 amino acids.
UACCAACUGGGAUGAAGGUUUUUAACAGUGUCAAUUCAGUACGUCAUAUGUACUCUAUCAACACGUAAGAAGGACACUUGUAAACAAUACCACGUCCUGAACGAGUCGUUCCGAUUGCACUAUUCAGUAUACCCCCAUAACUGCCAGAAGGAAUGAAAUCACUCCUUGCAACCCUCAUGAUGUGCACCCUCAUGCUGGAAUCUUCCAAUUCGAGAGUUGUGAAACGUAGCUAUUCGGAUCAAAGUGUUCGCGGUUACUUAACAGAAAGAACUUGUUGGUGGAAUGAAGUGUGCAAGGAAGAGUUUCAGCAAAUGUUCCGUUGCAAAUGUCCUCAAUGGUCAUAUUGCAGAUCACCUGGUCGAUAUUACAACGCCUACUGUUCAAUGACAAACACCGGAUACAUUUGGACACAACCUACUUGGGACUGGGGACCCUGAGUAAUAAAAGUGGGUGGCAAAAGCAACAAGCACCCUUAGAAGUACGUGAUGUCCUUACCGAAAGGCCCGCUCAUGAAACCGGCACUAUGAUGCCGUUUUAAGAAAUUUUACUCUCGCUAUAAAUACAGACUCCAUUUUAAACCUUUUCUACUUAAAAAUUAGCUUUUAACAGAAAUGUUAGUGCAGUGGAAGGGCAGACUUUGCGGUAAUUAGCAUAGGAAAUUGUUGAAUUCUUCUAUCUUCACAUUUUCAAAUCAACGUCUGGUUGAUACUUCCAUUUUGAGAAAAAUCAAUAAUGUUGAAAUGUGCGCAGUGCGGACACGUUCUUGGCGUUUUAAUGAAUUGUAAAUGUAGGAGUACAGAAUGUAUCUUAGAUAGUAUAGUCAAAAAUAUAUUUGAAUAUAUUUUCCAUCAACUUUUGACUU